CCGCCUCAUCCAAGAUACUGUAAUUCCUAAAAUCAAGCCUCUUUCUACAAACCCUAACGCUAAUAAAUUCCCCAAAUUCGAAGCAAAAUCGAUCUGGGGUUCAUCUGCAGAAUCCAAUCUUUUCUAUCCGGAAUCAUGGGCGGUGGAGUGAUCAGGGCCGCGUCGAAGGUGGCGGGGUUCGGGGUGCCUUCCGGCGGCAUCCGCAGUGUCGCCGGGGACCACUUUCAGGUAUCCCGAAGAGCAGCUUCUCUCCGUCCCGCGGCCUCUACGGCGGAGGAAGUGAAGCUUGUGGCAUCGAAUGUGGAAGGUAGCGAGCAGAGGACUGCCUCAGCGGUCGACGAUUGGGUGUUUGCCGAUGGGGAUGGCGACUUUGUGGCCUGUGCUUCGAUGCCUAGGGUUGUGUUUGGCGCCGCUCCGACGCUGCAGGAAGCCAAAGAGGCCACUGCCGAACUCUCGGUGGCUCUCGAGAAGACAUUUUUUUCAUCUGCAUCCACGGGUUCAGUUGUUGCAGACCUCUCAAAUUCACAGAUGGUAGAAGCCAAAGGAUAUGUUGGUACUGAGAUUGGAAUUGCAUCUGCAGUGCCGUCGUCCACUCUUAUGGCCUUUAAGUUCCUAAAGGAAAACCCUGUGGCCCAGAAUGUCGUUGCUUCAGUUGCCUGUGAUCCAAAUGUCUGGAACGCUGUGCUCCAAAACCCGGAGCUCCAGGGGUUUCUGCAGUCGCAGCAAUCAUGUUUUGUGGGCACAGACGACACCAGCUCAGCAACUGCUAAGUUGGUUGCAGAUAGUAGUAGCAUGUUCGAUCAGGCAUCGAGGACAAGUGGUUCUGAGGAUGGAAAAUCUGGAGGCAGCUUUUUCGACAAGAUCAAGAGCACAGUGGUUAACAUGAUGAACAGUCUCUCGGAUUUCUUUGCAAAAAUGUUUGGGGGAGGCAGCAAUGGCGUGGGUGUGAGUGUGGGUGUGGCUGAAGCAUCGACUGUCGUGGGGCUGGCGAUUAUUGCCAUUGUAGUGAUUGUGUUGAAGCGAGGUUAAAGAGAUAGAAGAAGAUGAUGAAAAUUAAUUAAUAAUUAAUUUGUCGAAUUUACGUGUGCCUGCAGCUGAAGUAGUUUUGUUUCUUGCUUCAUGGUCUGGUCUGUACAAAGUCCUUUUUAUGUGUUUUCUUUGGUAUAAUUUUUCUUAGUAUUUGAAUUUUGUAUUUUUUUACAAAUUUUUUAUAAAGUACAUAAUCUGUGCUCGUGCUCAAUAAUUUAGGAGGUGUGUUUUUUAUGUACUCUUAAAUUUAUUGUUUUUAUUUUAAUAAAUAAUGAUCUACUUUUUUUAGUUUAA
Messenger RNA from Andrographis paniculata, 1323 nucleotides. RefSeq lists its product as uncharacterized. Bases 136 to 1029 code for a protein of 297 amino acids. NCBI's taxonomy places the organism in Eukaryota, Viridiplantae, Streptophyta, Magnoliopsida, Lamiales, Acanthaceae. The record is from RefSeq and is a predicted model, not a curated record. The transcript is spliced from 4 exons.